CUCGAGACGCGGUGGUUCGUCGGCCCGUGCACGCGCGCCCUCGCAAGCACGCCAUGCGAGAGAUGGCCUCUCCUCUUUCAGCUCUCUGAUAGGUCAAAGGCCCGUCCACUAGGCAGGUCAAGCUUGUAGCUGAAGGGCGGCGAGUGCUUCUCGGGCCACUGGAGCCGGCGAUGGCGUCGCACGAGGGACACGCGCUGGACGACGAAGACCCGCUGCCCGUGAUCCUGACGGGUGACGACGACGACGAGGCUCCCUUCGAAGACAUCCGCUUCUCGUACGAGAGCAAGCCGGAGCCAGGAACGGAUCUGUGGGACACCGAGGACAUGACGCGACUAGAGCUGGCGAAGUGCCGUGCGUAUGUCCGCGUGGUGGAGUUGGACCCGAAGAUGGGCACAUACCGCCUGCGGAUGAAGUGCCUCUGGUUCUUCCGCACGCUGAACUCCAAAGAGGAGGCUGAGAUUGGCUUGCGAGGCGUCCCAGGAGUCCGCAUGCCAGGGCUCAUCGUGACAGUGGAAGAGAGCAGGAUAUGGAAGGACCUGACCCUCGCCGGCGCCUCGCCAACGACGACCAACAAGACUUUGUGCUGGAGAGGCGUAACUUUGCUUACCUUGGAAGGGUUCAAGGCGUUCAAUAUGGUAGAUUUUCCCUUCGACCGACAUUUCUUGAGUCUGGAAAGAAUGGAGUUCGUUUGGCGUGUGCAUAAAGACGAAGCUGACUACCACAAGUCCAUGAGACUUGUGAGUUUCGAAGUGCACACUUCUUCCAUGCUCCCCGAAUGGAGAACCUUCCGUGCCUACAUCAGGCCAUUGAAUGAAACUCCAGAGGGCGAUUGCAGAACUCCAGGUUCGAUGUCGGCACCGACCCACGCGUCGAAAUUCACGGUCCACCUGCGGCUUCAGCGCAAGCACCGCUUCUAUUCUUGGCAGGUUUUUCUGGUGGCCUAUUUGAUCACAAUGUUGUCCAUGACGCCGCUGGGCAUGCCUCCUGGUAAGGUGUAUCUGGGUGAGCGCCUUGGCUUGUACAGCGGCGGGAUGCUCACCCUGGUCGCCUUCAAGUACGGUGUUUCGGAUCGCCUGCCCUGCGUGCCAUACCAGACGUUUACCGAUUGGUUCUUGUUGUUCGGAGUGCUUACGAUAUUCGCUGCCGCUGUCGCCACCUUGUACCCCAUCAGGGCGGUAUCAGAAGAUGAUUGGGAGGUGGAGCUCCUGGACGUGGCGGAGAAUUCCGUUGGGGGAUGUGUUGGCUUGGCCUGGACCGUGGCGUUGCUGUACGCUUGCUUCUGGAAGCCGCGGAGACGUAUCAACUGGCGAGAUAUUUUCAUCCAAGACAUGGAGGCACUGGAUCCUUUCGGGAGGGAUGAGACUUUGGGGCAUGCAUUCGAACUGGAGGAUCGGACCCAUGGCAGUCCUCAUAAUCAAAUUAUCAAGAGUGCCGGGAGCCCCACGUCCCCCUCCAAGGAGACAUCGGAGACACAUGUGCCGAACGGCCCAUCAGUCGAGGUGCCCAAGGGCCCUGCGAGCGACUGGACUGUGAAGGAGGUUGCAAUGUUCGUUUCGAGUCUAGGGCUCGGCCAUUGUCUUCACCACUUCAAGGACAACGCUGUGGACGGUAAGAUGCUCGUCGAGCUUUCCAAGAAGGACAUGCAGGAAGAGCUCUGUCUGCGUCCGCUCCAGGCCAGGAAGCUGUUAUCUCAUUUGAGCCAUCACAGGAGGUAAUAUUGCCAGGCUGUCACGGCAAUGUUGAGCAGGACAGAGCAACGUAUCUGCAGCUCGAGCAGCCUCCUCCUUCUCACUUGGACAGCAAACUGCCAUGUCUCAGACUCUACUUUGACAUGCCGCGGCUCGAGGAUUUGCACGAUUGCGCGCCAAGGUAAAGGGG
Messenger RNA from Prorocentrum cordatum, 1878 nucleotides. Lineage: Eukaryota; Dinophyceae; Prorocentrales; Prorocentraceae. The record is from the annotation of a GenBank genome assembly.